AUGACAUCUAAUUUGAACACAGGAACUGAUCCGGAUGGCUUCAAACCAGCAACAAAGGUUUGGAAAGUUAAAGCAAAGGACCCUCCAGUUAACACUUCGGUUACUAAUUCAUUUCAGGCUCUAGAAUCGAAUGGAGGGCGAAUCGUGGUUAGCUGGAACCCUUCUAGCUUUCAUGUUAAUAUCAUCAAGUGUACUAGCCAUUUGAUUCAUCUUGGAGUUACAACUAUUGACAAUAAGAAUUUCUUUUUUGUCACUUAUGUCUAUGCUUUUAAUGAUGAGGAGGGGAGGAAAUGGCUUUGGAAAGACCUUCAAGAUCUGACUGUUAAGGGUCCUUGGACUGUAAUGGGUGACUUUAAUGAUAUCUUAGCAAAAGAGGAGCGGAUUGGCAAUAGAGUUAGAUAUAAGACAUCCACUGACUUCAUUGACUAUGUAGCAAACUGCCAACUUGAGGAUGUCAAAUAUAGUGGGAAUUUUUAUACUUGGUGCAAUAAACAAUAUGGAGAAGACAUAAUCUAUUCUAAGAUAGAUCGUGUGCUAGCAAACCAAGUUUGGUUGAACUUAUUCCCUGAUGCUGAGACGGUAUUUUUGAAUGAGGGGCUGUUUGACCAUACCCCAGUGGUCCUCACGGUUUAUUCAAAUGUCCCUUGUGGUAGGAAGCCUUUCAAGUAUUUCAAUAUGUGGUCUACACACCCAGAUUAUUUUAAGAAGGUUAAAGUGACCUGGCAGCAACAAUUUACAGGGACAAAAAUGUAUCGACUAAUUACUAAGUUGAAGGCACUAAAGGCAGUAUUCAAGGAGAUCAACACUCAAGGCUAUUCUGAUAUAAUUAGUGCAGAAAUUCAAGCUAGAGAUCACCUAGCUGAAUGUCAAAAUAAGCUUCAGUGUGAACCCUUAAGCCCUGCCUUACAUGGCAUGGAGUUGGAGGCUAGAAACAAGUAUACUAAGGAACUUUUGGGUAGUAAGAUGCUGCAAAGGAAGAAAGUAUUGGCUGGAGUGAUGAAUCAAGGUCCUAAAGUAACAGCGUUGCAAUCAGAGCUACUAUUAAAAAAUUACACAAAAGAAGAGGUUAGGAAAGUGUUCUUUGAAAUCCCUGGAAAUAAAGCACCAGGUCCGGAUGGUUAUGGGAGUUUCUUUUACCAAGAAAAGUGGGACUUAAUUGGAGAUGAAGUUGCUGAAGCUAUUAUCUCAUUCUUAAAGACUGGGCAGCUGCUUAAAGAGAUAAAUACCACAGUGAUUACACUUAUUCCCAAAACUAAAUGCCCGAAUACAGUGAAGGAUUACAGACCAAUAGCCUGCUGCAAUGUCAUUUAUAAAGCAGCUACGAAACUGAUUUGCUCGAGGCUCAAAACAAUUCUCCCUAGUAUUGUGGCUCAAAAUCAAGGAGAUGAUGUCUUACUGUUUUGCGAUGGUGAUUACAAGAGCAUCUGUUACCUACUACAAGGCCUCAAGCUAUUUUCGCAAACAUCAGGACUACAACCUAAUGCUUCGAAGUCUGCACUAUUCUGUAGUGGGAUGAAUUCUAAUGAGGUCCAUCGCAUUUUGGAAGUAUCAGGAUUUAGGAAAAGUGAUGUCCCGUUCAAUUACUUAGGUGUUCCCAUCUGUGCUAAGCGCAUCUCUGCAAAGGAAUCCAGCUUGCUGGUGGAUAAAAUGACUAAUAGGAUUAGGUCUUGGAGCACAAGGAACAUCUCUUUUGUAGGUUGGGUAGUCUUGAUUAACUCUAUUCUCCUUUCAAUUCAUUCUUAUUGGAGUCAAAUUAUCUUGCUGCCCAGGAAGGUGAUUAAAGAGAUUGAAGCUAUCUGCCGAGCAUUCUUGUGGACUGGUAAAAAGCUGAUGGUUGGAGCAGGGAAAAUAGCUUGGGACAGCAUGUGCAAGCCUAAAGCAGCAGGAGGUAUAGGCUUCAAGAAUAUCUCUGAAUGGAACAAAGCUGCUAUGUUCAAGUAUGUAUGGGCUGUAGCAGCCAAAGAAGACAAUUUGUGGGUUAGAUGGGUGCAUAGUGUGUACAUAAAAGAUGGAGUAUGGUGGGAUUACAUUGCCCUGGUUCAUGGUAGUUGGUAUUGGAGGAAGGUUGUAGCAAUUAAAGACCAAGUGAAGACUCUUGUGGAUUUAGUUCUAUUUCCUCAAAGAAAGUAUAAGAUUGCAGAGGGAUAUAGACUUCUCAGUCCUGUACAUGAACAGGUUAAUUGGAGCAAGGAGGUUUGGGGGAGAUUGAAUAACCCAAAGCAUAGUUUCAUGCUAUGGCUGGCUAUCCAAGACAGAUUGAAGACUAAAGCAAGAUUAUAUAGAUUCAAUGUUCUUCUUGAAGCGAGGUGUCAGUUUUGCAAAGUGGCAGAUGAAACAACUACUCACCUUUUCUUUGAUUGUCCAUUUUCUAGUGAGUGUCUUCAACAGGUUAAGAGCUGGGAUGAAGGCAACAAGGUUCAGCAAAAUGGUACUUUCAGCUAUUAUGGCUGCACUGGUGUACCAUUUAUGGAGGGCAAGAAAUGA
Messenger RNA from Humulus lupulus (European hop), 2484 nucleotides. RefSeq lists its product as uncharacterized. The transcript is spliced from 5 exons. Bases 1 to 2484 code for a protein of 827 amino acids. NCBI's taxonomy places the organism in Eukaryota, Viridiplantae, Streptophyta, Magnoliopsida, Rosales, Cannabaceae. The record is from RefSeq and is a predicted model, not a curated record.